AUGAGGUGCAAAAAACACCUAUCGGACCUAAGCAGCAGCGUCGGCGUCUGCGCCUCUUGCCUCCGGGAACGGCUGUUUGCCCUCAUCGCGGCGCAAGCACAAGCAGAGGCUCAGGCUCGAGCGCUACAGGUCCAACAGGACCACGAAGAUCGCCGAAAAGCUGAAGCGCAUCCACCGCCUCUGGUCUUCCCGCGCUCCGUCUCUCCGUAUAUCUGCCGCCGGAAUUCUGACAACUCGCCUGCAACCACCGAGGACACAGCCUAUCCGAUCAGCUUUUCUUCAGUACUCCGCAAAUAG
Messenger RNA from Thlaspi arvense, 297 nucleotides. The record is from the annotation of a GenBank genome assembly. NCBI's taxonomy places the organism in Eukaryota, Viridiplantae, Streptophyta, Magnoliopsida, Brassicales, Brassicaceae.